Brassica rapa (field mustard) is the source of this 3222-nucleotide messenger RNA. RefSeq names its product alkane hydroxylase MAH1. NCBI's taxonomy places the organism in Eukaryota, Viridiplantae, Streptophyta, Magnoliopsida, Brassicales, Brassicaceae. The record is from RefSeq and is a predicted model, not a curated record. Gene Ontology annotation, molecular function: monooxygenase activity; iron ion binding; oxidoreductase activity, acting on paired donors, with incorporation or reduction of molecular oxygen.
CGCAGCCGCAACCGCAACCGCUGCGUUCGAACCAGUCAGACCCUUAGUCAAUCGGCUUAAUCCCAGUCGAGAUUUCCCAUAAUCUUCCUGGAUGAUGCUAACAGUCUCGUCUAAUUUCGAUUCUAGAAAGUCAUUGAUUUCUUUAAGCACAUUGAUAGCUGGUUGACAUUAAAAUGUUUACUAAAACCCAACUUUAAUCAUUUUUAUUAUCAAGAAAUCCAUUUUAGCACAUUGGAUUUAGUUGAAACUUACAAAAGCUGUAAAUUAAAAGCAAGUCCUUGUUCUUGGAACUCAAAGUAGAAGGACUUGCUUUUGAUUAUAGGUAAUAUGUAAUUGACAGGCUGUAAUAGGGGGGGAGAGAUCAAUAACUUGAGUUGUGAUCUGAUUUUUGAUUCGUUGUCACAGGUGGAAUAUUAUAAAAGUUGAUCUUUCAUAAAAAAAAGCCUCAUUCAAAGCCACCACCUAACUUAAGCUGACAUUGUAUUUUAUUGAAACCUAAACAAAACCUUGCAAAUUAAGUAAGAACAUUAAAUUAGCAAGAAAAGUUCAAAACACCAAGGUGUUAAGAAAAUUGAGAAUGAAGAGAGACCUUGAGCUGAUCAGUGAUGGAGUCUUCUUGAUUCUUUGGAGGGAUGAUCAGGGAACCGAUUGUCAAACGAUGAUGAAGGAGAUAAUUUUAGUCUUUUUUUUAUAUAAAUUCUCAAGUUACUAAAAAUCUGGUUAGUACGUAUAGAUACUUCCGUGUUUAAAAAAAAAAAAGCUCUCCAAUACAUCUUAGAAUAAAUGUGUGUUUGACAUAAGUUUUUUUUUUUUUCUGAAACACUGACAUCGGUAUUUUACAUAACGAUUUUAGAAUAGAAUAGAAAAAAUAUUAGGUCUAAAAGUAUGUGGAUUAGUUUAGGUGGGUGCACGAUUUUGUAGAUUAGCCAGUUAAUUUGGGGCCAUAAAUCUUUCGAAAUAUUCCUAAAUGCUAAACAUAUGUAUUAACGAAUAUGCUAAAAGUUAAUGGCCCGGAUUUUUAUUUAAAUCGAACAUACUAAAAGUUCAUGUAUUUUUUCAUAAUUAUCUCAUAAAUUUCGUAAAAUUGUUUACAAACUAUUCGAAUUGAACAAGGAAAAUCCCUAAAAAUAUUCAAACUAUACGACCUAUUAAUAUUGUACAUAUAUAUUUAUUUAAUUUAAGUUGUUAUGCUAUUAAUAAAAUGGUAAAAUUAUAACAUCUGUAAUUGGAUAUUUAGAGUAACUAUUUUAAUAGUAUAGGUACCAGAGGCACGGGCCUCAUGCAGUCAGCAAAUUUCUCCUCAAUAAAUGAAGAUGAAGAUGGAUCGACCCUAUUACAAAUUCCAUCUCUUUCAAUUAGAUGAGAAGCUGCAUUGAAGAUGGAAGCCUUAUCUGUCUGUGAAAUCAUUUAACGAGACUUUGCAAUUUGUCUGGUUGAUGUGCAAUAUUCAUGCUUCUAUAAAUGAAGUUACUUCUUCUCCUCCUUAUGUACACCCAACCACAACUUUCUCUAAUGGCUCCAAUCGGUUUAUUUGAAGUAUUCUUUUUCUUCUGCUUUCUCAUUUUAUAUUACUUCCUCAUCAAGAAACCCUUAGGUUUCAAAAAAGAUUUUCAUAGCAACCCUAGAAACUGGCCCGUUCUCGGUAUGCUUCCUGGAGCGCUUGUGAUUCUCCAUCGACUAUAUGACUGGAGCGUUGAUGUUCUCGAGAACGCCAACUUGACGUUUCAGUUCAUAGGUCCAUGGUUGUCUGGAAUGGACAUAUUGAUCACGGUUGAUCCAGAAAAUAUCAAUUACAUACUGAGCUCAAACUUCUCAAAUUACAUUAAAGGUCCUGAGUACCAAGAAGUUUUUGAAGCUUAUGGAGAUGGGAUCGUCAACUCGGACUUGGAGCUAUGGAGGAAUUUGAGGAAGGCUUCUCAGGUCAUAUUCGGCGAUCAAGGGUUCCAAAACUUCACAACAAGUACCACCAGGAGUAAACUCAAAGACGGUCUUGUGCCUCUUUUCAAUCAUUUUGCAAAGGAAGAAAUGGUUGUGGACUUGCAAGAUGUGUUCCAGAGGUUCAUGUUCGAUACAACGUUUAUUUCUUUAACCGGGUUCGAUAUGAAAAGUCUCUCCCUCGAAAUGCCGGAGGUUGGGUUUGCUAAUGCUCUUGAUGAUGUUGGAGAUGCGAUAAUGUAUAGGCAUAUUACGCCGAGAUUCUUAUGGAAGCUACAAAAAUGGAUUGGAGUCGGAAGAGAGAAGAAGAUGACGGAAGCUAAUGCCACUUUUGAUCGUGUUUGUGCAACAUACGUAUCAGCGAAGAGAGAUGAGAUAAAAAAAGGAAAAAGUGGUGAAGAUCUUUUGACAUUAUUCAUGAAGCUUGAUACAACCAAAUUCGAGCUCCUGAACCCGAGUGAUGAUAAGUUCCUCAAAGAUUUCACGGUGGGUUUCAUGGCGGCAGGGAGAGAUUCCACUGCUUCUGGACUCACUUGGUUCUUUUGGAAUAUGUCUGAAAACCCUAGAGUCUUAACCAAGAUUCUUCAAGAGAUAAAAACAAAUCUACCAACAACAACCGGAAGUGACCAAGACACAUCGUACUUGAACAAGCUGGUUUAUUUACAUUGUGCAUUGAGUGAAUCAUUGAGGCUCUUCCCACCAAUUCCGUUCGAACGCAAGUCUCCAAUCAAACCGGAUGUGCUUCCAAGUGGGCAUAAAGUCAAAUCAGCUACCAAUAUUAUGUUCUUUAUCUAUGCGAUGGGGAGAAUGAAAACCGUAUGGGGAGAAGACGCGAUGGAGUUCAAGCCAGAGAGGUGGAUUUCAGAGACAGGAGGGUUCAAACAUCAGCCUUCGUACAAGUUCCUAUCGUUCAAUGCCGGUCCAAGAACAUGUUUGGGUAAGAAUUUAGCUAUAAAUCUGAUGAAGGCAGUGAUCGUGGAAAUAUUACAGAACUAUGAGAUUAAGUUCAUCAAUGGACAAAAGAUUGAGCCAAAACCUGGUCUUGUUCUUUACAUGAAGCAUGGGCUUAAAGUCACAAUUACUAAGAAAUGUUCGAGUCUGGAGUGAAACCCUCAAGUUGCUUUUAAACUACAUUUACCAAAAUUAAGCAUGCGAUUAAUAAAAAUGAUCAUAAAGAUCCUAAAUAAUUAAUUGGUAAUUUUAUUAUUAGUUAUUUCUGAAAUGUAUUUUCUUCUUUUUUUUCAGCUUGAAGCUGAUUUUUAUUAAUAAAAUGCCUCUUUUGUAUAA